Messenger RNA from Daldinia vernicosa, 911 nucleotides. RefSeq lists its product as uncharacterized. The record is from RefSeq and is a predicted model, not a curated record. The transcript has a single exon. Bases 108 to 911 code for a protein of 267 amino acids. Lineage: Eukaryota; Fungi; Ascomycota; Sordariomycetes; Xylariales; Hypoxylaceae.
GUAUAUCUUAAGUCGUAUGCUUACGUAGAUUACCUCUAGGAAGGCAUCUGAUAUUAGACAAACAAGAUACUUAAACGUCAAGAAAGCCAAUAACUACUGUGCUUGAGAUGCUACUAAAGCCCGCCAGUAAUAUCUCCAAGUCUUUUUCAAAAUCCUUCCUUGAGAUAGGUUCACCAAUCGGGGCGCUCAAACCGCCACCUAUCAGCCGCCAUUCCGCCAACCGACAGACCACCAUCCGUGUCAGACCCUUUAUUCAUACGUUUCAUCAUCGUAACAUCUCAUCUAACCCCAUGUGCCAGCGAAGACGUGUUUACUGGGCUUGCCUACACGAGGAUGUUAAUGUCACCCCGCCGUCACCCCUACUCUAUUGCGCCAAGGCCACGCCACGAACGGACGGCAGCAGUAGUAGUGGCGAUAGGAAUGGAAACAGCAUCCGCCAUAAUGAUCUCAAGCCGUGCGCAUCCAUCGAUACACUCCCACUUACUGCAAAGCACGAUCUAUUUGAUGCGGUUGUGCGUCCGGAAAGCUGCGAGGUCUGUGCCGCUGAUAGCACUACUACCGGCCUAUCCGGCCAAGAGACGACAACGGUUGACGAUGGGCCGUUGACGAGCGAUCACGGAGCUAAUAAUAUAGAAAAUACUCACCAGGACGUGCCGGGGGUCUUUGACGAAGAUAUGAUCGAUUUCGAUUGGAUCAUGGACGAUCCUUUACUUGCAGAAUUUCAAAGGGCACCUAGGGAGGUGGUGGCCGGGGAGGAACAGUCCUCCGGCUCCACUAACGGAGUCUGGUUCCCGGACGCGGGGCCUGUGUCGGAGGGAGACUUUCAACUCUAUGACGAUGAGGAUAGAUUCAUAGAAGACGAUAUGAAAGAUAUCGGCAGCAAGGUCGGACAUACGACACCGUUGUUAUAG